CGCGCUGAGAGGAGGCGGGGAGCUCUCUGCGACCAUGAAGCGCGCGGCGGCGCUUCGCGUUCUCGGCGUAGCCGAUGACUUAGACUCGAACGCCGUGCGGCAGGCGUACAGGAAACUCGCGCUGAAGCACCACCCCGACAAGAACCCGGGCGACGCGGAGUCGGAGAAGAAGUUCAAAGAGGUCGUCAGCGCGUACGAGUGCCUCACGCGCGAGGACGGCGAAGACGGCGUAGACGAGAUAUUCGAGUCCGCGGAGGACAUGAGAGACUUCGCCGCGAGCUUCUUCGAGAGCUUCUUCUUCGGCGGCGGCUUCUCCGGCUUCCGCGGCGGCAAAGGCCCGUUCGGCGGCAAAGGCCCGUUCGGCGGCGGGCGAGGACCGCCGCACCGCGGGGACGACCACGACGACUACACGGACGACGACGAAGAUUACACCGACGACGACGACGACGAUUUGGGGUACUCGGACCUGCACCACUUCUUCUCGCACCCGCCCCCGGGCGGGUGGGGCGGGAAAGGCGGCGGCGGCGGGUGGUUCGGCGGCGGCGGCGGCGGCGGCGGCGGCGGCGGCGGCGGCGGCGGCGGCGGGAACGCGGGAGGACGCACGGACGACGAACUCUUCGAACACCUCGAAGAGAUGCGGAAAGAAGCCGCGCGAUACGCCGCCGAACUCGCGAAGCAAGAGGACGAGGAGCGACGCGCGAAAGCGCCGCUGGAGAAGCUCCAACGACCGACGUUAGUGUCGCGGACGGACACGUCCGUGACGCUGAACUUGUACCGCAGCAAGAACACGACGCAGACGCUGCCGAAGGAUCGGUGUUGGGAGCUGAGUCUGAAGCGCGAAAAAGGCGAUCACAACUACACGGUGUUCACGUCCGUGAAAGGGCGCACGAUCGUCACGGUGUCGGACCUUUCACCGGGGACGAGGUACUGCUUCAAAGCGAGAGUCGGCCGCGUCGAAGGAUCCGACGGCGAGGUCACGGAGUGGGGGCCGCACUCCGUGGAGUCCGCGUACGCGACGAGCGGUAAGCCGGUUCCGGAGAAGAAAUCUUCCGACGCCGCGUCGGACGCGACCGACGGCGCGGCCGGGUCGAGUUUGAACGGGCAAGCCCCGGGCGGCGGUCUCAGCAAGAAAGCGAAGAAGCGCGCGGCGAAGGAGAAGGCUGCCGCCGCCGCGAAUGAGAGCGAGCGCGACGGCGUCGACGCCGUGGACGCGACGCAGCUCGAGCGCCAAGCGGCGUUGCGUCGCGCCGCGGAGGCGGCGGCGGAGCGCGAGAUGCAGGAGCUCGAGGAGAUGAAGCAGAAGCUCGAGUCGAAGAAAGAGAAAGAGAAGAAGACCAAGGCGGCGAGCGCGGGCGCGGGCGCGGGCGCGGGCGCGGGCGGCGACGCGAACGCGGACGGCGGCGGCGGCGGCGGCGGCGGCGAGGGCGGGCUGUCGAAGAAGGCGGCGCAGCGGAAGAAGAAGAAGGAAAAGGCGCGCGCGGAGGAGCUCGCCGCGGCCGCGGAACGCCUCGGCAUCGACCGACCACCGUUGGACCCGUCCACGAUGACGGACGAGGAGUACGCGCGACGGCUGCAAGCGGAGUACGGCGGGUACAGCGGCGACGAAGCGCUCGCGGCGCGUCUCCAACAAGAAGAGGACCGGUACAAGACGCAAGUCACCGGCCGAGCGCCGCCGCCGACGAGCGCGCCGGCCGGCGCGAGCGAACCUCCUCUCUGGGCCGCCGCGCCCGCGAUGCCGACGCCCAAGGGCGGCGCCCGCGCGGGCGUCGCGCCGCCGCCCGGGUCCGCGGGGUAUCAGCACGCGCCGGCGACGACGAGGCACCGCCAAAACGGCGUCGGCGCGCCGCCGGCGCCGCCCGGGCAACCGCCGCUCCCGCAGGGGAUCCCUCCGCCGCGCGGGAACGGGAGCGGCCACGCGCCGCUUCCCCCGGGCGGGUUUCCGCCGCCGGGCGCGGGGCGCAUCCCCGCGCCGCGCGAAUCGCCGCCGUCGGGGCACGCGUACGGGUUCGCGCAGGGCCCGCCGCCGCCGCCUCCGGGGGCGCCGCCGUUGCCUCCCGGUCGUCCGCCGCUCCCGGGGGGCGCGUCGCGCGCUUCUCGCGCGCAGCCGCCGCUGCCUCCUGGGCCGCCGCCGCCGCCGCCGGGUCCUCCUCCCGGGGUAUCGCGCGCGGCGGACUGGGGCGGCGGCGGCGGCGGUGGCGUCGCGGCGCAGCCGCCGUCGUGGCAAGCCUCCGCCGCCGCCGCCGACCCGUGGACGCCGCUCAACGUCAACCUCGGCGGCGGCGGCGUCGGCAGCGGCCACUCCAGCGGCGUGUUCGAACUUCCCACGGACGACGACUUCGUCGGCGCGGUGAGGGACCACAACGACGAGCGACCGACGCAGCACAUCGUGCGCGGGAGCUCCGCCGGCGGGUUCAACGUCGGCUCCCCGACGGAACCGGGUGGAUUUUUCGGCUCGAACACGUGGGCGACCGGCUCGAACGCGUCCUCAGGCGGCGGCGGCGGCGGCGGCGCGCAGUGGGGGUCUCCCGGGACCGAGUCCGCGUGGUCCGCGGCCGCGGCCGCGUCAGGAGGCGGCGGCGGCGGCGGCGGGAUGAGCAGCGGGAACCCGUCGACGUGGGCGGAGGCGCAAGCGUCGCUCGCCGGCGGCGGCGGCGGCGGCGUCCACCCGAACCCGUACGGCGGGAGCCCCGGCACCGGCGCGGGCGCGUUCGGCGGCGCGACGUUCGGCGCCAUCCCAGGGUCCGCGUCGGGCGCGUUCGGCGCGGGCGCGAGCACGUGGGGCGGCGGCCUCGGCGCGGGCGAGACCGGCGGCCGCGCCGGCUUGGGCGGCGUCGCGCUCGAGGACGACGGCGGGAUGUUCUCUUUCCUCGAGGAGGGGAAGUAA
This is a messenger RNA of Micromonas pusilla CCMP1545, 2884 nucleotides long. Its product is annotated as DNAJ family chaperone protein. Bases 35 to 2884 code for a protein of 949 amino acids. Gene Ontology annotation, cellular component: cytoplasm; nucleus. The record is from RefSeq and is a predicted model, not a curated record. Gene Ontology annotation, molecular function: protein folding chaperone; protein-folding chaperone binding. NCBI's taxonomy places the organism in Eukaryota, Viridiplantae, Chlorophyta, Mamiellophyceae, Mamiellales, Mamiellaceae. The transcript has 3 exons.